Molecule: messenger RNA, 2322 nt
Organism: Lathyrus oleraceus (garden pea)
Lineage: Eukaryota; Viridiplantae; Streptophyta; Magnoliopsida; Fabales; Fabaceae
Product: glycosyltransferase BC10
Exons: 11
Coding region: 763-1944 (393 amino acids)
Cellular component (GO): membrane
Molecular function (GO): glycosyltransferase activity
Source: RefSeq, a predicted model, not a curated record
GAAAUUCAUGCUAUGGAUUUUAUGGAUACAGUUCAACCAUCUGUUCUUAAGUUGCCAAGCCACUAUAUUGUGAUUGUUGAAAGCUAAAGAGACAAGCUUAAAAUCAGAGUCUAUCCAAAGAUGUAUCCAAUUGUCUUUAAAAUCAAUUUGAUGGCUUUCAUAACUCCAUAAAACUCAGCAUGCAGAGCAAAGGAAGAACCUAGGUUUUCAAUAAAGCAACCUAUAAAGUUGGAGGAGUGAUUAUGAAAAUACCGCCGAUAGCGACCAUACCAGAAAGCACAAAGAGCAGUUCCGUCCAUAUUGCAUUUUGUCCAAGAAUGAGGUGGGGGAUUCCAAAUGACUUCAAUAAUUUUGGGGGCUUUGUGAGGAUGUGAGAGUACCCGAAAAGCUUUCAAAAUACCAAACUCUAAAAUAUUGUUUGAUGUAGUCGCCUUUAUGAGAUUUUCGGAUAAACUAGUGCUGGAUACAAUCAGGAAGGAUGGUAAUUUGACAUUCCUUUGACCAAGCUGAAUGACAAGCAUCCCAAAUGCCCAGAAAGUUGAGAUGGAGAUUUCAUUGAAGAGGGUUGACUAACCAGUUCCAGAUUUGUUGUGCAAAGCCGCAAUGAAGAAAGAGAUGUUCAGUAGACUCUGCAGAACAAUCACAUAAGUUGCAUUUAGAGGGGUGCAGAUUUUUAUGCUUUUGAAUCCAUUGAAGAUUUCUAGUUCUUAUGGUGUGAGUUUGGUUUAUGCUGAAGAUGAUUGAAAAGAAAAUUUGUUGGAGAUGAAUACAGCGAAAAUUUGGCGUCAAAGCAUGGGCGAUAUGCAGAUCUUUUCUGGAUCACGAUACCGUCCACCGACGAAGAAGCCAAUGUUGAUUGUUGUUCUGGUUUCAUUUGUAAUCAUGUUUGUUGUAACUUGUGCUUAUCUUUAUCGGCCGCGAAAUCGUACAGUUUGUAACAUGUUCUCUACUAGAAAGUGCAAAGACAUUGCUGAUUGGCUUCCUCCUGUUCCUGUAAGGGACUACACUGAUGAUGAGAUUGCAGCACAGGUUGUUUUUAGAGAUAUUUUGAACACACCAGUAGUCAUGCCAACGAAUCCGAAAAUCGCUUUCAUGUUUUUGACGCCGGGUUCUCUACCGUUUGAAAAACUGUGGGAUAACUUCUUCCAAGGUCAUGAAGGGAAGUUCUCUAUUUAUGUUCACGCGUCUCAGACUAAACCAGUUCACGCGAGCCGUUACUUUGUUAAUCGGGAUAUACAUAGUGGCAAGGUGGUAUGGGGAAAAAUAUCGAUGGUUGAUGCAGAGCGACGACUGCUGGCAAAUGCGCUACAAGAUCCUCAUAACCAGCACUUUGUUUUACUUUCUGAUAGCUGCGUGCCGCUGUAUAAUUUUGAUUACAUUUUCGAUUAUCUGAUGUAUACAAAUAUCAGCUUUGUAGACUGCUUUCGUGAUCCUGGUCCGGUUGGAAAUGGCAGAUAUUCAGAACGCAUGUUACCCGAAGUCGAGAUUAAGGACUUUAGAAAGGGUGCUCAGUGGUUCUCAAUGAAACGGCAACAUGCUAUUAUGGUUAUGGCGGAUCACCUGUAUUACUCGAUAUUUCAGGCUCACUGUGAGCCCGGUGUAGAUGGGAAGAAUUGCAUUGCAGAUGAGCAUUACUUACCGACCUUCUUCUCGAUUGUCGACCCCGGCGGAAUCGCAAACUGGUCAAUAACUCAUGUUGAUUGGUCUGAACAAAAAUGGCAUCCGAAAUCAUAUGUGACUCAGGAUAUUACUUUCGAUCUUUUGAAUACUAUUACGUCCAUUGACGAAAGCGUACACGUGACCAGUGACGAGAAGAAAGAAGUACUAAGAUGGCCUUGCUUAUGGAACGGAAUUCAGAAGCCGUGUUACCUAUUUGCUAGGAAAUUCACUCCUGAAACAGAAGACAGUUUGUUGAAGCUUCUCUCCAAUUAUUCAUCCUCUUGAGCCAGCGAUUUUUUCUAUCGAUUCUUUGGUGGGAUCAGACGUUGCUUUCGGCCAUCGUCUUGGUUUCUCAUAUGGUACAUGAGUUGUAAAUUGUAGCAAAAUUGAGGUGACUGAUCACAUGCUAGCUGUUGAUAUUGUGUCAAGUUGAAGUACUCGAAACGCGGUUAGAAAGGUUUAUAUAGAAGUUAAUGAUUUUACUUUGGACUCAUAGGUGAUUCAUAGGAUGAAUCAUUUCCACCCUCUCCCAUUUUGGUUUAUUAAAGUUUUGCAAUUGCAUAACAUGGUUUUAGGGAGAGGGUGGAUGGUACUCAUUUUCUAAGUAGUCUUCUGUAAAACUUACAUAGUGAUUGAAUGAAAAUAUACAAAUGUUGUUGGCAA